CUAGACAGCCUUCACUUUACCCAGCACUUUGGAAAUCUCAGUUUGGAAAUUUGAAAUAGAUUUUUCAAUAUUGGUAAUCCGAUCAGCUGCUCCUCAUUAACAAAUUGUACAAGAUACGAAGGGAUAUUCUCAGAACUGUACAUUACUUCGCUCCGUUCUCCAUUCUUUUGGACAAUAUUCAAUAUCUCCUAGAUUCUACCGCCAUUACAUUCACAAUCCACACCAGCCACCGCUUCCGCUUUCUUUUCCUACAGAAGUCCCCCUUCACUAAGUAACCAAUGAAUGAGCACGUACUGGUCGUAUGAACAACCGGAGGUGAAUAACGUGAUCAGUACAGUGUGUUUACAUUGUGUCGCCAGAAAGCAAGAAAAAACGGUAAACUUGAAUUAGCCCAGAUUCACAACGAGACCAAGAGGAUCUCUCCAUUCAACACCUCCAAAAUGAGACUGGUGAUCCUGGAGGACUAUGACCUGGCCAGUGAAUGGGCAGCCAAAUACAUCCGCAACAGAAUCAUCCAGUUCAAGCCCAGUGCUGACAGAUACUUCACUUUAGGAUUACCCACAGGAAGCACUCCGUUUGGCUGUUACAAAAAGUUGAUCGAGUUUCACAAGAAUGGGGACCUCUCUUUCAAAUAUGUGAAGACCUUCAACAUGGAUGAGUAUGUGGGCCUGCCCCGGGCCCACCCAGAGAGCUACCACUCCUACAUGUGGAACAACUUCUUCAAGCACAUUGACAUCGAUCCAGCUAAUGCCAGUAUCCUGGAUGGCAAUAUCACUGACCUGGAAGCAGAGUGUGAGGCCUUUGAGAAGAAGAUCACCCAGGCUGGGGGAAUCGACUUGUUUGUGGGAGGUAUUGGACCAGACGGCCACAUUGCCUUCAAUGAGCCAGGCUCCAGUCUAGUCUCCAGGACCAGAGUGAAGACUUUAGCAAAGGACACCAUCGUAGCCAAUGCCCGUUUCUUUGGCAACGACCUGUCAAAGGUCCCCACCAUGGCCUUGACUGUGGGUGUGGGGACAGUCAUGGAUGCCCGAGAGGUUAUGAUUCUUAUCACUGGAGCCCACAAAGCCUUUGCCCUGUACAAAGCAAUAGAGGAGGGGGUCAACCACAUGUGGACCGUCUCAGCCUUCCAGCAGCACCCACGCACCAUCUUUGUGUGUGACGAGGACGCCACACUGGAGCUCAGAGUCAAAACAGUCAAGUACUUCAAAGGUUUGAUGCAUGUUCACAACCGACUGGUGGACCCAGUACUCAGCAUAAAGGACCAAUAAUGGAGACUAAAACCAAGUCAGAGAAUUCCAGACCUCAAAAUGGUGGAUGGACUCAGUUGUUGGUAGGCUACAACCAGCAUGACAAUGUGCCAGAGAGAUUGUUUGUCAGCACUUCAGUUGAGGGGCUGUGGUUUAAGGCUGCCAUAACAUCUAACCAAGCAUUACAGUGCAUGAGAUUUGCUCAGUUUGUUACAUUCCAUUAGGAUACUUUGAAGGCUAACUGUAAAUGCCCCCUCAGCUGAUAUGUUAAAGAUGCCAUGAAUUCUCAUAUACAACUGUUACCAAUAUAUUAUGAGGUCAGAAUCUUUGCAGUAUUAGUCUCAAACAGAUUUAUUUGCCUUCUCGACUACUCUUCUUUCUUCCUUCUGCACAAUCUAGAGACGGGAUGGAUGAAAGUAAAAUGUUUAGACCAGCUUAGAUGAAAUAAAUCCAGUUUGGGUUGUUGAGACCUGUUUAACAGGGAAACAUACAACACUAUAGUUCCUUUACACUCCAUUCCAUGUCAUUUGUAGUUUUGAAUGCUCCGUAGGUUUGUUUAUCUGACAGUCAGUUAUACUUUCCAAGUGGCCACCGCAGUGAUUUAUACUCAAUAUACUGUCUUUUGUAUCCGAAAUGUCAUUCUUGACCAUGUUGUAUGCUCUCACAAGAUUGUGUCGGCAAUCAUUUGAUGUCAAGGCAUCAUGUUAACUUUUCAAACAUCUCUAAUCAGUCAUUAAUUUACCUUUUUGUUGUUGUUUUGUAUAACAUUCUACCAGAACAAGUAUGUUUUCAUUUCAAUGUAAGUCAAUUUUUCCCAAUUACUGGGCUUACAAGUUUACUGAGUCUUUUAGAAAUGUAUUGUGCACAUAAUGUACUGUAACUCAUAAAAAUGCUUCAUACCGGC
This is a messenger RNA of Oncorhynchus keta (chum salmon), 2151 nucleotides long. Its product is annotated as glucosamine-6-phosphate isomerase 2. The transcript is spliced from 7 exons. Gene Ontology annotation, molecular function: glucosamine-6-phosphate deaminase activity; identical protein binding. The record is from RefSeq and is a predicted model, not a curated record. Gene Ontology annotation, biological process: carbohydrate metabolic process; N-acetylglucosamine catabolic process; D-glucosamine catabolic process. Bases 441 to 1268 code for a protein of 275 amino acids. NCBI's taxonomy places the organism in Eukaryota, Metazoa, Chordata, Actinopteri, Salmoniformes, Salmonidae. Gene Ontology annotation, cellular component: cytoplasm.